AUGUCUCGUGUUGCUUUGGCGGCUCUUCUCUCUCUCACUGUGGUGCUUCUGAGCCGUCAAGUGCACCGCCGAGUCAAGCGGCAGAGACUCCAGGCAGGCGCCGUAGCCCUCAUCACGGGCGGUGGCUCCGGGUUGGGACUGGAGCUGGCCAAGAUCUUUUCUGCUGCUCACUGUGAGAUUGUUCUGGUGGGCCGCAAUGAGACGGCGCUGAAGACAGCCGUGCAGGCAUGUAGGGAGGCUGGCGCACCGCGGGUCGAGUACAUCCAAGCAGACAUCAGCAAGGCGGAGGGCACCGCUCGCGUUCGCAGCGAGUACGCUCACCUCUACAACACCAAGGAUGGGAGCACGAGGCCCCUUCUCAAAUACCUGGUGCUUAACGCCGGCGCAGGCGCCAUCGCCCCCUUCACGGCGGAGCCUGCCUUUGAAGAAAUAUGCCACGACAUGAUGAACAUCAACUACUUCGCGAAUGUCCGGCUGCUGCAGGCCUUCCUUCCGCAGCUCACCCAGAAUCACUCGUCCAGCUCGCCCAGUCGCAUCGUCGUCAUGUCCUCUCUUGCAGGCGUGUUGCCGUCCAUCCUGCGGAGCGCGUAUACGGCGUCGAAGCACGCCAUUCAGGGCUUUAUGAACGCUCUGCGCGGUGAGACAACAGUGCACAUCACCCUCUGCUGCCCCGGAUACGUGGAUACAGACUUCCACUCUCGUGUGCUGACAAACGAUGGCAAGCCCCUCGGUGGCAAUCAACGCCGCGGCGUCUCACCCGCUGCGUGCGCACGUCAGUGCAUGGACUGCGUCUUGUGCGACGAUGCUGAGGUCAUCAUGACGAUAGCAGGGAAACUCGCCUAUCACCUGCGACCUUUCCUGACGAGAAUCGUAGACCUGCUGGUGAAGCGCAAGAGCCUCAAGUCACUGGAGCACGACUAA
Messenger RNA from Leishmania braziliensis MHOM/BR/75/M2904, 921 nucleotides. Its product is annotated as short chain dehydrogenase-like protein. NCBI's taxonomy places the organism in Eukaryota, Euglenozoa, Kinetoplastea, Trypanosomatida, Trypanosomatidae. Gene Ontology annotation, cellular component: membrane. The coding region runs from base 1 to 921 and encodes 306 amino acids. Gene Ontology annotation, molecular function: oxidoreductase activity. The transcript has a single exon. The record is from RefSeq and is a predicted model, not a curated record.